CGGUAGCACCAACUACAGCCACUGGGCGCUCCAGAGGGGCUCGCUUUUCGCCGCUCGGUUCUCCUUCCAACAAUGGACCUGAUCGCGGCCCUGGAUCUGGGCGAUUUGGCCGCCGCCUUCGCCCGCCUGCCUGUUUUCCCUGUUUUCGACUUGGGCUACUUCAUAGUCUCCCUCCUCUACCUCAAGUAUGAGAAAGGUGCGGUGGAACUGUCCCGGAACAGCCCCUUGGCCUCUUGGGUCUGUGCUAUGCUGUACUGUUUUGGCAGCUAUAUCCUUGCUGAUCUCCUGCUUGGAGAAUCCCCUAUUGAUUACUUCAGCAACAACUCCAACAUACUUCUGGCUACAGCUGUCUGGUACCUAAUCUUCUAUUGUCCGUUGAACUUAUUUUACAAGUGUGUCAGCUUCCUGCCAGUCAAACUGAUUUUUGUGGCGAUGAAAGAGGUAGUCCGAGUUCGCAAGAUCGCUGCUGGUGUUCAUCAUGCCCACCACCAUUACCACCAUGGUUGGUUCAUUAUGGUCAUCACUGGAUUUGUCAAAGGUUCUGGAGUUGCCUUGAUGUCCAACUUUGAGCAAUUGCUGCGUGGCGUCUGGAAGCCAGAAACAAAUGAGUUCCUUCAUAUGACUUUUCCAUCCAAAGCCAGUCUGUAUGGAGCAUUGCUCUUCACCCUUCAGCAAACCCAGUGGCUUCCCAUCUCCAAAGCUACCCUCAUCUUCUUCUUCACUAUUUUUAUGAUCAUCUGCAAGGUGUUCCUGACAGCAACUCACUCCCAUGGGUCCCCACUUGCCCCUCUGGAAAAUGUGGUGUGUCCCAUCCUCUUUGGCUCUGCCAGUCAUGAUAAUCAUCACCACCACCACCACCACCCUCACCCUCAUGGAGGAUCUCAGGAGCCAUCCCUUCUGUCACCACCUCAGAUGCCAGCCAAAUCAAGGGAGGAGCUCAAUGAAGGAACCCGGAAACGGAAAGCCAAGAAGGUGGAAUGAGCAUCAAGAAGGCCGACGGAUCCAUCUGAACCACCGCAACUUUGCUGCAAACCUUGUGUGUGACUUUAUGGCCUUCCAAAGACAUGGUUGGAGGAGGCUCUGAGGAAGACCAUUCCUCUUCUUCUGGCCCCUGCCAUGGUUGUCCUGGCCUGUCACCUG
Messenger RNA from Pseudonaja textilis, 1140 nucleotides. RefSeq names its product transmembrane protein 38A (gene TMEM38A). Lineage: Eukaryota; Metazoa; Chordata; Lepidosauria; Squamata; Elapidae. Gene Ontology annotation, molecular function: potassium channel activity; identical protein binding. Gene Ontology annotation, biological process: potassium ion transmembrane transport. The record is from RefSeq and is a predicted model, not a curated record. Gene Ontology annotation, cellular component: membrane.